AUGUAUCUAUCUGACCAUGACGGCGCCGAACAAGCAGCGUUAGCACUCACGAAUCAUAUAAUCUCACGUAUCAACGCAUUCAAACCUACUCAAAUGAAAAAAUUCGUUCUUUGUUUACCAACUGGCAGUACGCCUUUACCAGUAUACGAGGAACUGGUGAGAAGAUUCAAGCUUGGUGAUGUAAGCUUCGAGCAUGUCAUCACUUUCAAUUUGGACGAGUACGUUGGGUUGAAGCCAUGUCAUAAACAAAGUUAUGCGUAUUUCAUGGAAGAGAAUCUCGACAUCCCAUCCAGUCAAACACAUCUCUUACCUUCUUCACCCAUUGAUCCACAUAAAACUCACCAAGAUUCCUGUGCAGCCUACGAGAGUCUCAUUACUUCUCUAGGUGGGAUCCAUCUUUUGUUUUUGGGGAUCGGCGAGAAUGGUCAUGUGGCUUUCAACGAACCCGCAUCUAGUAUGUCUUCUAGGACGAGGAUGGUGAAACUUGAUCAAGGCACUAGGGAGAUUAACGCCCGAUUCUUCGGCAAAGAACAAGUACCUACUCAUGCGUUGACCAUGGGAAUCGCGAAUAUCCUUGAAGCACAAGAGAUAAUCGUCCUAGCUACAGGUGAGAGAAAGUCAAAUGCGUUGAAAGAAGCUUUGGAAGGCGGUAUCAACCAUCUUUGUCCUGCAUCCGUUCUACAGAUGCAUGAGAAAGUGUCCAUCUACACUGAUAAUACAGCAAUUAAAGGUUUGAAAGAGAGUACGAUAAACUACCUCAAGAGUCAAGACCCUUCUUCGAGUACCCCGAGAUUGAAGGACACAACCGACAAAAACAAAAGACCUUUUCAAGGUCGUGGCUUGUUGAGAGGAACGUCAUUCAGCUGGGUUUCGUCUCCGUCAACACCGAUAGAAGAGGAUAAACCUCUAUUUUGGUCAAGACCUCCUUCUCCUUCUAAAUCACUGGCCGUCGACGUGAAGGUCGAAAUGAUCGUUGGACAAGGUAUCCACUCGCCUCUUAAUUCUCCACACGAUGAUCAGCAGCAAGUAAAAAUCCCGGACAAGGAGCAAAAGACUGGGAUCAAACCCCAGACUUUGCUGGCUAAAGAUGUAAACAGUUUGGAUCAGGAAGAAACACAGAAAGAAGCAGAUGAUCAAGGUCCUAGCGUGUAG
Molecule: messenger RNA, 1152 nt
Organism: Kwoniella shivajii
Lineage: Eukaryota; Fungi; Basidiomycota; Tremellomycetes; Tremellales; Cryptococcaceae
Product: glucosamine-6-phosphate deaminase
Exons: 7
Coding region: 1-1152 (383 amino acids)
Biological process (GO): D-glucosamine catabolic process; N-acetylglucosamine catabolic process; carbohydrate metabolic process
Cellular component (GO): cytoplasm
Molecular function (GO): identical protein binding; glucosamine-6-phosphate deaminase activity
Source: RefSeq, a predicted model, not a curated record